AUGGAAGAAUACAUCCCUCCCUCAACCAAAAUUCUUUUCCAAAGCGAUAAAGAAUAUCAUGUGUUUCUGAGUUUCAAGGGAGAAGAUGUGAGAAAGAAUCUGGUUGAUCAUCUACAUGAAGCUCUUACUACUGCCGGACUGCAUGUCUUUUUGGACACCCACAAAUUGGAAAAGGGAGAUAUGAUUUGGUCGAGCUUGGAAAGGGCAAUAGGGAGCAGUGCCAUACGCAUUCCUAUAUUUUCAACAGGAUAUGCAGACUCUGCAUGGUGUCUCAAGGAGGCUGCAACAAUGGUGAACACCCAAGGCUUGAUCAUUCCUCUGUUUUAUGAUGUAGAACCAACUCACGUUAGGUAUCCUGUGAAGGACUCCAGUCCGUACAAGCAGGCAUUUGAGAAGCAUUCUGGGCAUCCAGAUGAUCGAUACACAAGAGAAGAGAUUGAGGGAUGGAAGGUUGCUCUGGAAAAGAUCUGUUCUCGCUCAGGGUGGUCCAUGGAUAUCACUGGAGGGUAA
This is a messenger RNA of Cryptomeria japonica (Japanese cedar), 510 nucleotides long. RefSeq names its product disease resistance protein L6-like. NCBI's taxonomy places the organism in Eukaryota, Viridiplantae, Streptophyta, Pinopsida, Cupressales, Cupressaceae. The record is from RefSeq and is a predicted model, not a curated record. Gene Ontology annotation, biological process: signal transduction. Bases 1 to 510 code for a protein of 169 amino acids. The transcript has a single exon.